This is a messenger RNA of Periconia digitata, 1588 nucleotides long. The record is from the annotation of a GenBank genome assembly. NCBI's taxonomy places the organism in Eukaryota, Fungi, Ascomycota, Dothideomycetes, Pleosporales, Periconiaceae.
GUGAACAUGGUCAGGAAGAAUCUUCGCAUUUUUGCAGUCAUUCUAUUUCAAUACCAUGUAGAACUUGCGAAGAUGUUGAUUUUUGACAGAGUCGUAGCGCAAAAUCUAUCCACCGCGCUCAUAUUCGAAGACGACGUCGAUUGGGACGUACGAAUUCGGGCCCAGCUCCUAGAUCUAUCUCGCGCAUCUCGCAGCCUACCGAAGUUAAAUCUUGAAGUCGAGGAAGACUCGUACAUUCCCUUAGUAUCUGAACAUCCAGAUUUAGACCCAACCGAUAUCGCGAAACGUUCUUCAAUACCGCUCUCCUCCGACUCCGGCCAGGCACACGAAUCUCCAUAUGGGCGCGAUUGGGAUGUCCAAUGGCUAGGUCACUGCGGAGCUAGUCUUCCACCUCCGUCGCCCAUGCACCCGACGAGCAUUUUCAAAUCCAAUGAUCACACGGUUCCUUCCGCGGAGCAUCUACGGUUUCGUUCCAGUGCGCCUCAAGACGAAAUUGCAACCUUAUAUCCUCCUUAUACACGACUCUAUCAUCGCACUGCUAACAGCACGCUGUGUUUGCAUGCGUAUGCCGUGACGCAACGUGGGGCUCGUAAGCUUCUGUAUCAAUUUGGAAUGAGAGACUUUAGCCAAGGGUUCGAUUUUGCUUUAAGCGACUACUGUGGUGGGGAUCUGCAUAGAAAGACUGGAGAAACCGAGGGGCAGAGACCAAUGUGUCUUACCGUGCAGCCACCGCUGUUCAGUCAGUUCUGGGGUGAGCAUGGUGAAAGCGACAUCAUGAGUCCAGGGCGAGAAGGAAGAAUGGUUGGCAGUCGAUACAUACGGUGGAGUGUUAGAGCCGGUUUGGAGGCGGCGGUCAGUGGGUUAGAGGUAGAUGAUCAGUGGCCGGAUGGGGAGAGUUGAGCUAUCAUGAUCUUGGUUACAUCGAUAGGGGCGGAUUUCCUUUCUCGUUCAUGACUUUACGAUGCUCGUUCUUCUAAGGUCAUUUGAUCACACUGUCGGAACAUUACACAUGCUGGCGUAGUCGGCCGGUGACACUUGGCGGUUCAAUUUCCGAACCUGAUACCAUAACGCACUACGUUUGAUUUGUGUUACUAUAAGAUGUAGACAUAUAUCACAACUCCAAUGCAAAAUGUAUGAAUGAGAUUGGACGAGAGUUUUGUGGGUCGCGACACAGACCGGCUGUACAACAAUCCAAGUGGUACGCAAAUCUAGGUACCUAGGUAUGUUGUACUGUGCGGGGGAUGCUAAGCACUGUCCUACAUGCUAAGUAAUUUGCGAAUUGUUUACGCUUGUGAGUGUAACGUCAACCUCGCUCGAAUAAUUUGGCAAGCUGCACGUUUAGUCACGAGCCUCUAAAUAUGUCAAUGAGCCUCAGAUCACAUGAUAUCAGUGGCGAAUGAUCUUGAAAUCGAUUGAGAAAAGCGGAAUCUUCGUGCGAGGUUUCUAUUAGCCGAAGUCUUUGGAAUUUAAUCGGCAGGUCAUUGAUUCUGAAUAAGAUACAUGUGAGAUUGUUGAAAUCAUGAGCGAGAAUUACCCACAUUACAGGCUGCGUGAAUUGCUUCCCCAACCGCCCGAGUCUCUGCAUAUC